This is a messenger RNA of Aegilops tauschii subsp. strangulata, 614 nucleotides long. Lineage: Eukaryota; Viridiplantae; Streptophyta; Magnoliopsida; Poales; Poaceae. The record is from RefSeq and is a predicted model, not a curated record.
UAUGAAAUUAAUGUGCAGGUAAAUUUUACCUUGUUUUCAGGCUAUGCAAAUACUCCAAGAUUUAUUACCCCGUAUCGCGGAGAUCGCUAUCAUAUUGCUUCUUUUCGUGGAAGUAAUCGUCGAUAUACUAGUGAGAAGGACUUGUUCAACCAUCUACAUGCACAGUUGCGGAAUGUUGUUGAACGAACUUUUGGUGUUCUAAAAGCUCGUUUUCCAAUUCUAAGUAGGAAAGGAGGAAUUCCUUAUCCAUACAGAACUCAAGUGAAAAUUGUUAUGGCUUGUUGCAUUAUCCACAACUUCAUAAGGAAGGUUAAUCAUAUUGAUGAGUUAUUCGAGCUUUAUGAGCAUGGGGAAACAGAACAAAAUACUGACCAUGGUGAUCAACAAUUUCAUGGGCAAGCAAGAGAAGAUGAUAGAGUUGCUGGUGAGAGAGUUCGUGCUGCCAUCACUCGAGAGUUGUGGACUAAACAUCAACAACGUAGUGCUCAACCAGAAGAUGAUUAAAUACUGUAAUAUUUGUUUUCCAUCUUCAAUUGCAGAUAUAUCUGCAUAAUUAUUGUUGCAACUUUUAAUUCUUUAUAUGGACAUGAACUUCCCAUUCUUUUAUAGGCAUA